UAUUCUAGUUAGUUGCUAACAAAUGACUAAUAAGGCUAAGUACUACGUAAUGGCAAUGUGUCCUAGAUUCAUGCAAAUGCCAUAGUAUAGGUACGGUAUUAGGUACCUAUACCUUGCUUAGAAAUCUCCUUCCGCUUUAUCUAUGGGUAAUUAAAGCCAUUCACUAAAUAUCCUGCGCGCAUCUGACUGGAGCUCUUUGAAUGGGCGGCGUUAUUUAAACAAGAAUGCUAUAAUUAAAUUUCCGUCUUAUCAGUCUCACUCUACGGUCGAAGCGAGGCGACGUGUCACUCGCGCAGCUGACAGAGGGGACAAAACAGACAGCAGAAAAAUAUAGUAAACAUGAGCGGCCGUGUGCAAACCGUUUUGGGCGCCGUGUCUCCGAACGUGCUCGGUCGCACGCUCACGCACGAGCACGUGUCCAUGGAGUUCACGCACUUCUACCGCCGCCCGCCCACCGCGCUGGCCUCCAAGUUCCCCGCCAAACACAUCUCGCUGCAGUCGGCUGGCUACCUGCGCCAGUACCCGUACUCCUCCAAGUAUAACCUCACCCUUAAUGACAAGGACACGGUACAGGCGGUCCUCAAUGACGUCAAGAUGUUCAAGGAGUCUGGGGGAGGCACGAUCGUAGAGAACUCCGCCGAGGGCCUGGACCGCGACCUGUCGUUCGUGAAGCGGCUGUCGACAGAGACCGGCGUGCACAUCGUCGCGGGCACUGGCUACUACAUCGCCGACACCCAGCACGAUGACUCGCUGCAUCUGACUACGGAGGAAAUGUACAAGCAUAUGAUGGCAGAGCUGAUGGAGGAGUGUGUGGGGGAUAAAAGUAUCAAGGCGGGCUUCAUUGGGGAGGUGGCCAGUGGGUGGCCCAUCAGAGAGUUUGAACGGCGAGCGAUUGUGGCGGCAGGCGAGGUGGUGGAGCAGCUGGGCGUGGGCGUGAGCUUCCACCCCCAUCGCAACCCCGAUGCCCCCGCCGAAAUUAUCCGGAUCUACCUCGAGGCCGGAGGCAAAGCUGACCGCGCCGUCAUGAGCCAUCUCGACCGCACCCUGUUAGAUGAAGAGAAGCUCCUAACUUUCGCCGAACUCGGCACCUACUGCCAGCUAGACCUGUUCGGCACGGAGGUGUCGUACUACCAGCUGGCGCCCGACAGCGACAUGCCGAGCGACGCGCGCCGCGUGCAGCUGCUGCAGGCGCUGCUGGACGACGGCCGCGGCGAGCGCUGCACCAUGUCGCACGACAUACACACCAAGCACCGCCUGGCGGACUUCGGCGGGCACGGCUACUCGCACAUCCUCCACAACGUGCUGCCGCGGAUGAAGGCCCGCGGCUUCACGCAGCAACACAUCGACCUCAUCACCAUCGAGAACCCCGCACGGUGGCUCACCAUAGAUAAACAAUUCUAAUAUUUAUCAUGUUACAUCAUAGACGACUCGGUUUGUUAGCCAGUCGCCGGAACAAGUUUCGUGGCGUCCGCCUGGUGGCUUAGGAUGGUAUUCCACCUCUCCAGUUUUUUGUCCAAUGUGCAUUGCGUCUCUUGGGCCCACUGAUGAACAGUCCGCCGGACGGCAUCGGCCUGUCAGUUGUUCGGAUCUGUCACCGUUUUGUUCUAACUGACAGGCCGACACCGUCCGGCGGACUGUUCAUCAGUGGGCCCCUUCACUCUCUCAUUAAACACAAUGUAAGACGCACAUACACAUUGGAGCAAGAUAUUGGACAGAUGGAAUACCAACCUAAGGAACAACUUAGUCAUUUGACAGUCAAUAGAGGUCGUGUAUGGAAAUUGGAGUCCGGAAGUUCUUAUUUUGGCACAUAUUAAUCAUCGCUUUUAGAUUCCCCGCCGUCCAAGAAAUGCAUAAAAAAUAUUAACAUAUCUUACAUAUCAAAAAUAUUGAAAGUGUUUCAAAUUAACUGUGAUUAUUUUAUACAUAUUCAAGAAAUAAUAAAUUGUACUCUCAUUUUAAUACAGACAGAUAAAAAAGCGCUGGUGGCCUAGCGGUAAGAGCGUGCGACUUGCAAUACGAAGGUUGCGGGUUCAAACCCCGGCUCGUACCAAUGAGUUUUUCGGAACUUAAGUACGAAAUAUCAUUUGAUAUUUACCAGUCGCUUUUCGGUGAAGGAAAACAUCGUGAGGAAACCGGACUAAUCCUAACAAGGCCUAGUUUACCUUCUGGGUUGGAAGGUCAGAUGGCAGUCGCUUUCGUAAAAAUUAGUGCCUACGCCAAAUCUUGGGAUUAGUUGUCAAGCGGACCCCAGGCUCCCAUGAGCCGUGGCAAAAUGCUGGGACAACGCGAGGAAGAAGAAGAUUUUAAUACAGACGUAUGUUUUUUUAUGUUAUCUUAUACAAUUGUUAAUUCAUCUAAACUUACAACAGUGUUUUAUUUCUUUCACUACUCGAGAUUUCUUGGACUUUAAAUUUUCUCUCAAUUAUAUAAAUUUCAAAUAAACAUUCCUGCUGCCUGAGUACUUGUGCAAAACGAAGGGAUAUUUAAUAAGAAUAAAAUGAACAUAUUUAAAGAUAAGUUUUAUUUAUAUCACGUCUUAUCGUUUAUAUUAUGUACAGUCACUGAAACGCGCCAAUUCUUUACAAAUUAAGAAAUAUACGUAUUAUGAGAAA
Molecule: messenger RNA, 2612 nt
Organism: Cydia pomonella (codling moth)
Lineage: Eukaryota; Metazoa; Arthropoda; Insecta; Lepidoptera; Tortricidae
Product: phosphotriesterase-related protein
Exons: 7
Coding region: 340-1401 (353 amino acids)
Biological process (GO): catabolic process
Molecular function (GO): zinc ion binding; hydrolase activity, acting on ester bonds
Source: RefSeq, a predicted model, not a curated record